Molecule: messenger RNA, 1702 nt
Organism: Macadamia integrifolia
Lineage: Eukaryota; Viridiplantae; Streptophyta; Magnoliopsida; Proteales; Proteaceae
Product: F-box/kelch-repeat protein At1g57790-like
Exons: 4
Coding region: 748-1620 (290 amino acids)
Source: RefSeq, a predicted model, not a curated record
AGAAGUUGGUAUUUUCCCUCCUCUCUCUCUCUCUCUCUCUGUGUCUGUUAUAGGAAUCCAUUCUCUCUCUUCUUAUCAUAAAAGCCAGAUUCUGUUAAUGAAAUAGGAAAUUAGAUUCCGGGAACUCAAAACUGCUCCGAUCUUCCCACCCUCUGUGGGAUUUCUCUCUAAUCCAUGGGUCUAUUUAGAAGAAGCUUAUCCACUCUCUCUCCCUAUCACACUCCAAUUACCCUUCUUUACUACCUAUAAACCAAGCCUUCUCCCGCCUCUCUCUUCUACGAAACCCUAACCCCAUUGUAAGAGAAACAUCCCUCUUCUCCAAUCCUACCCCAACCUCUUCGAUUCUGUCGUUGGAAAGUGGUAACUGUUUCACCCGUCGGCUAUCUGCAUCACAGUGUAUUGUCCUAUCAUCUAUCUCUCGGAAAAAGGCCCCAGUACAAGAUCAAGGUGGUUACUUUCUCAGAAGUAGUCCAUGGCAAAAGCAACCAAUGAAACAUGUGGGGAGACAGUCAAUCAGGACCAGUCAGAAACUAGAGGAUAUUGGUAUCUAUUAGUUACUUGUACAUCUGCAUUCUAUCACUUAUACCAGUAUCUUUACAGGCAAAAGAACAUUUGCUUCUCUAUUUUCCAUCAAAAAAGAAAUGAAGAAUCACCUUGGUCUGAUGAUCUUCCAGAGGAGGUUUUGGGUUUGAUAAAAUUGCGUCUCUUUGGGCAGGAGUACUGCUCUUUUUGUGCUGUUUGUAGAACAUGGUGAUCCAAGGGCAAUCCAUUCCCACUACAUAUUACUCCAAUCUCAUAGAAAUUCCAGCAGGACCAUCUGAUUCAAGAAUAUGCUCCUCAAGCGAUAGUUGGCUCCUUAUGUGGCAAUAUUCAAGGCGAGUGUUCUUUCUCAAUCCCUUCAAUAAGACUAAGAUUGAACUCCCGGAUUUUCCACGCCAAGAAUGGGAUUUAUUACCAGAAAUGAAAAAAUGUUCGUACCACAUGCCAGCAUUCUCAUUCUCAUCCGCACCAACCUCUUCGAAUUUUAUAGUCUUUGGCAUCGCAAGAUCACAUUGGGCUGAAGAAGUUUCUAUUUGCAUAAUCCGUCACGGGGAAGCAAGCUGGGCUAUUCACAAGUGUAUAGCCAAUAAUCUACCAUUCAUGCUAUCUAAUGCCAAUCCAGUAUUCCAUAAUGGGCUUGUUUACUGCCUUGGUGAAGAUGGAAAUCUUGGAGUUUUUGAUCCACACAAGGAUGAUGAUAGAAGGGAAGAAUGCAAUUGGACUGUCCUCGAUCGUCCCCAUACACCAUCUUUUGUUUUAACCAUUCCAGAUGGCAACCGUUUCUUGGUCCAAUGUAAUGGUAAUCUCUUCUUAGUGUUUCAAGGUCACAUGGGAAAGGGUGUCUCCGUAUUCAGUCUGGAUCAUCAAACGAUGAUCGGGAAUCAAGCCCAAGAUUUAGAAGAUCACAUGUUAUUCCUUACAAGUCACACUUCGCUCUCGGUAGGAAUGGUCAAGGCAUUCGACGGAAUGGGUGACAAGAUCUACUUCCCCAUAUUCCCCAUUUCUUCUUGUGAUAGUAGUAGUAACAGAGGAGGCAUGAUCAAUUCCUGUUCCUGUGUCUUCUAUUCUCUUAAGUACUGAAAUGUACCAUUCUUUUGGCACUAGUCAUUCAAGCCUAGACAUAUGUGGAAUGAAAAUUCGGAGAAAUUGUGCUUGGAUUGAA